GUCCCGCCGGUAAAAAUUUAAAUUAAUCGACUAAUCUCAACGACAAUCGACUACUCGUAAGACAAAAAUAAUAACAUAGCCGCUGCCUUUGUAUCUGCAUAACGAUUAUAUAUGCAAAUCUCGAAUGGAAUAUCAUUUCCAUAGAUCAUACGAAAGAAAAUCUCAUCCUAAUUAUUGUUAUCGCAAUCGAAUCGUUUGUCUCCGAUAGCGAUAGUUCAUGGUUCAUCGUCUACUAUUUUUACUGUCACAGUAGCGUCGAUUCUUGGGCUUGAUUCUAAGUGCGUAUGGUCGGAGGCGCGUUUUAAAAUAAAAAAUAAUUCGUAUUACCGUUGCUCGAAAAGUUCAUUUUCUAUCGUAAUAUGAUCCCUGACUGCUGAUGUUUUCGGUCGUCAUUAAGGCGAUUUUACAUGGGACAUGGCUACCGUCAAAGUAACGGAGCAAAAAGUUAUUCUUUGUGGUGAAUAUGGUGUUGGGAAAACGUCUAUAUUCAGGCGAUUCGCGAACAAUUCCUUCGUGGCAAGUAACGAUCGAAAAUCGACGCUUGGUCUCGAUAAUAUCGACAAAGAAUAUAUAGUCGACGACAGACGAAUACGUUUACAAUUAUGGGAUACUGGAGGUAUGGAGAGAGUAGCAUCCGUGACAUCGAGUUACUACAAGUUUGCGGAAGCAGCUAUUUUGGUAUUCGCUCUAGAUAACUCGACGUCUUUUCAUCUUUUAUCUCAACAUCUAUUAGAUAUAGUUACGUACGCAGAAAACGCAAAGAUUUUUCUUUGCGGCAACAAAAGUGACUUAGAAGGAGUCACUCCACAAGUUACAGAUGCGGAAAUGGAACAAUUUUGCGAGCAAUGUCAUAACUUAAUUUCUGGAACUUACAAAACGUCUUGUAAAACUGGAGAAGGAAUACAUGAAAUGUUCGAGGACAUUGCGCAACAUCUAGUUGAAGCUAAUCGAUCUCGAAUGGAACUUCACGAAAUGGACAAAGAUCGCUUCAAAAUUUCCUAUAUCGACGAAGCUACUGAUCCAUCGUGUUUAUGUUAAAAAAUAAGAAACAACGAAGGAACUUUUACAAUUUUUUUAGAAACGAAGGAAUUGAAUUAUAUUUCACGUCACGAGUAUAUGACAAGACGCGUUUUUCCAGAUACGGAGCAAGUAUUUGGAAACAUCGACGUAGAAAUUUUAUAUACGUAAAAAUCUAGGAAUAAAUUUAAGGUCCUUGACAGUAACGAUUUUUAAAUUAAAAUUUUAUUAUACGUCGAGGAUAAUUUUAAUUAAGCGAGCUUUAACUCUACAACUUACUCUCUGCGCAUCAUUAUACGCUUAAUUCUGCUUAUCGAUAUACGAGCCUUCUAAUUCACACGCUAACAAAAAAAAAACUAAUGCUGAGUCCAUUUGAUAGUUUUUAAAUCGAUUCCAUCUUCGACCAUCUCCCACAAUGGACUGUAAAGAAACAAAUUUUGUGAUUCACGCAAUCUCGAUUUUUUAUCUGGAUUCGACAUAAUUCUAUUGUUGAAAACACAUGAACAAUGAAUCUGUCCAUCCAAUUGAAAAUGAAUUGCUUAUAAUAAGUGAUGUAAAUUAAUCAUGCUUUUACAUUAAAUAAAGAUUUAUACUAUGAUCAA
Messenger RNA from Vespula pensylvanica (western yellowjacket), 1619 nucleotides. RefSeq names its product ypt/Rab-type GTPase ypt7 (gene RabX6). Lineage: Eukaryota; Metazoa; Arthropoda; Insecta; Hymenoptera; Vespidae. Gene Ontology annotation, molecular function: GTPase activity; GTP binding. The coding region runs from base 415 to 1038 and encodes 207 amino acids. The record is from RefSeq and is a predicted model, not a curated record. The transcript has 3 exons.